AUGUUAGCGUUACAAAGCUGCACAACUUUGUUAUCGGAGCGUUUUUCCCUCUAUCAUAAAGACUCCACGCUUCCAUGUGGGCGCGUGUGGAGUAGCGUCAAAGCCCACGCAAUUCAAGGUCCGGUUUUUUGUACUGAGCUGUUUCCACACCUCAUCCUGAUAUCUCCCUGUCCCUGCCAUGGACUCCUGACAAGUUUCAGCCCCUCUGUCCGAGACUGA
Messenger RNA from Knipowitschia caucasica, 219 nucleotides. Lineage: Eukaryota; Metazoa; Chordata; Actinopteri; Gobiiformes; Gobiidae. The record is from the annotation of a GenBank genome assembly.